UCGCGAGAGGCUCUCGUGAGCCAGGGGGCUGGCAUUGCCCCAAGCUCUGCGCCGGGGAAGCCCAGCUCCGGCUCUCAUUGGACUGCGGCGAGGAGCAAAAUUGUCAGCCCAUGUGGCGUGGCCACCGGAGGUGGUGGCUGUUUAAAUAGGCGUUUGGGAGCUAGAGGGAGACAGUGAGAAAGGGACUGGGAGCGCACAGACGCGCACACACGCCCGGCGAAGCCAGCCUCAGUGCGCAUCAAACGCCCGAAGAGGAAAGAAAGAAAGAGCCAGCCAGCCAGCCAACCAACGAGAGAGGCAGCUCGCCAGCCGGCGGCAGGAGUACCAUCAGCACAGCGCGCCUCUCUCUCUCUCUCUCUCUCGCCCCUUCGCCAGCCUUCAGCGGGUGCCGCAUCCUCUCUCUCUCCCCAGCACGGAUCCCGUGUGGCCAGCCAAGCAUCUAGCCGACCCCAAGGCCCUGAGCAGAGACAAGCUCAGCAAUGGAGGAAGUGGUGAUUGCAGGCAUAGCAGGGAAACUUCCAGAGUCUGAAAACUUACAGGAGUUCUGGGAAAACUUGAUCAAUGGAGUGGACAUGGUCACAGAAGAUGACCGGCGAUGGAAACCAGGAAUCUAUGGACUGCCCAGAAGAAAUGGAAAACUCAAGGACAUCAGCAAAUUUGAUGCCUCCUUUUUCGGAGUUCAUCCAAAGCAGGCUCACACAAUGGACCCCCAACUCCGUCUGCUGCUUGAAGUCUCUUACGAAGCCAUUUUGGAUGGUGGUAUGAAUCCAGCUGCCCUUCGGGGUACAGAUACAGGUGUGUGGAUUGGUGUGAGUGGGUCAGAAGCAGGUGAAGCAUUUAGUGUAGACCCUGAACAGCUGCUGGGCUACAGUAUGACUGGCUGUCAACGUGCUAUGUUUGCCAACAGAAUUUCCUACUUCUUUGACUUCAAAGGCCCAAGUAUGUCCAUAGACACAGCAUGCUCCUCUGGCCUUGUGGCUCUGGAUAGUGCAUACAAGGCAAUCAGCAGUGGGGAAUGCGAAUCAGCCCUUGUAGGAGGAGUCAACCUCAUCCUGAAGCCCAACACCUCCGUACAGUUCAUGAAGCUUGGCAUGCUUAGUCCUGAAGGUGCCUGCAAAUCCUUUGAUGCUUCAGGGGAUGGAUAUUGCCGCUCAGAAGCCGUCGUUGUUGUUUUCCUGACCAAGAAAUCAUUAGCCAAACGGACAUACGCCACCAUAGUCAAUUCUGGGUGUAACACUGAUGGAUUUAAAGAGCAAGGUGUAACGUUCCCAUCUGGGUGGAUGCAGCAACAGUUGGUUGGCUCUCUAUACAGAGAGUCUGGGAUUAAGCCUGAGGACGUGGAAUAUAUAGAAGCUCAUGGCACAGGCACUAAGGUUGGGGAUCCUCAAGAAGUGAAUGGCAUUGUCAGUGUCUUUUGCCAAUCAGAUCGACCACCACUGUUGAUUGGGUCAACAAAAUCUAACAUGGGCCAUCCAGAACCUGCCUCUGGCCUCGCAGCUUUGGCAAAGGUGGUUCUGUCUUUGGAACACAAUCUGUGGGCACCAAACCUUCACUACAAGACCCCAAAUCCGGAUAUUCCUGCCUUACAAGAUGGACGCGUCCAAGUUGUUACCAAGCCAACUCCCACAAAAGGUCACUUAGUUGGUAUCAAUUCCUUUGGCUUUGGAGGCUCAAAUGCCCACAUAAUCCUGAGGCCUAACAGCAAGAGAUCACCCCUUCCUGAGACUCCUCACUUGCCACAAUUGGUACAAUUUUGUGGAAGGACUCAAGAAGCAGUAGAGACAUUAAUAGAAAAGACUAGAAAUCUUCAGGGACAUGCAGCAUUUGUAAGCAUGCUCAACGAUAUCUCUGGGGUGGCUGUGUCAUCCAUGCCUUACAGGGGCUACACCUUGAUUGGCAGUGAGAAUGAUGUGAAGGAGGUUGAGAAGGCCCAGUCCUCAGGGAGGCCUCUGUGGUACAUCUGCUCAGGCAUGGGAACCCAGUGGAAAGGCAUGGGGCUUAGCUUAAUGAAGCUUGAUCUUUUCCGUCAGUCCAUUUUGCGUUCAGAUGAGGCUCUGAAAGACACAGGUCUGAAGGUGUCUGAUUUACUCCUGCAUGCGGACGAGAACACAUUUAAUGAAACAAUUAAUGCAUUUGUUGGACUUGCUGCUAUUCAGAUUGCACAGAUCGAUCUUUUGAAGGCCAUGGGCUUGCAGCCAGAUGGGAUUGUUGGACACUCAGUAGGAGAGCUAGCCUGCGGCUAUGCAGACAGCUCCUUAAGUCAUGAAGAGGCCAUUCUUGCUGCCUAUUGGAGAGGGCGAUGCAUCAAAGAUGCAAAAUUACCACCAGGAGGCAUGGCUGCUGUUGGUCUGACAUGGGAGGAGUGUAAGCGCAGGUGCCCUGCAGGAGUGGUGCCUGCUUGCCACAAUGCUGAAGAUACUGUCACUAUUUCAGGUCCUCAGGAUUUGGUGGCUCAGUUUGUGUCCAAGCUGAAAACAGAAGGUGUGUUUGCCAAAGAGGUGCUCAGUGCUGGAGUUGCCUUCCACUCAUACUAUAUGGCCUCUAUUGCACCGGUGCUGCUUAGUGCCCUGCAGAAGGUUAUUCCCAAUCCAAAGCCACGUUCACCACGCUGGAUCAGUACCUCCAUUCCUGAAUCUCAGUGGCAAACUGAGCUGGCUCAGAAUUCAUCCGCUGAGUACCAUGUAAAUAACCUUGUGAGCCCCGUCUUGUUCCAGGAAGGUCUGAGACAUAUACCAGAAAAUGCUGUUGUGGUGGAGAUUGCCCCGCAUAGCCUUCUACAGGCAAUCCUGAGGAGAGCUUUGAAGCCAACCUGCACUGUUUUACCCUUGAUGAAGAGAGAACAUAAAAACAACUUGGAAUUCUUCCUGACAAAUAUUGGAAAAAUCUACAUGACAGGAAUAAAUGUCCUUGCAAACAAUUUGUUUCCACCCGUUGAAUAUCCUGCUCCUCUGGGAACUCCACUCAUCUCUCCUUAUAUUCUGUGGGAUCACAGCCAGGUGUGGGAUGUCCCCAAAGCAGAAGACUUCCCAGCAGGCUCUGGGAGCUCUGGAGCAGCAACAGUCUACAACAUUGAUGUGAAUCCUGAAUCGCCUGACUAUUAUUUGGUGGGUCACUGUAUUGAUGGCAGAGUUCUGUACCCAGCAACCGGGUACCUAGUAUUAGCCUGGCGCACUCUGGCACGCUCUCUGGGGACCUCCAUAGAAGAACUGCCCGUCAUGUUUGAAGAUGUCACCAUCCAUCAAGCAACUAUACUUCCUAAGAAAGGUUCAACACAACUAGAGGUGAGACUCAUGCCUGCCUCGCAGUGUUUUGAGGUGUCUGGAAAUGGAAAUCUGGCUGUAAGUGGAAAAAUCUCUGUUUUGGAAGAGACUGCACUGAAUAACUUUCGUAACCAGCAGACUGACUUAGGAAGCCAGGCAAAUACUGGCUCAGAAAUAUGCUUAUCAAAGGGGGACAUUUACAAAGAACUUCGCCUGCGUGGUUAUGAUUAUGGGUCCGCUUUUCAGGGGCUCAUAGAAUCCAAAGGGAAUACAGGGAAGGUGUUGUGGAAUGGGAACUGGGUGACUUUCCUUGACACUCUGCUGCAUUUGAUCAUCUUGGGGGAAAUGGGAAGAAGCCUGCGCUUGCCCACCCGAAUCCGCUCUGUGUGCAUUGAUCCAAAGCUACACAAAGAGCGUGUGUACAAAUACACUGAAGAGAUUGAAGCUUUGGAUGCUGUUGUGGAUCGCUGCCUUGAUACCAUCGCAGUAGGAGCUGUUCGGAUCUCUGGCCUUCAUGCUAGCGUGGCUCCUCGGCGGCAGCAAGAGCAGACUCCUCCCACCCUUGAGAAAUUUGGCUUUGUGCCCUACGUUGAGAACGAUUGCUUGUCCUCCAAUGCCCUGCUUAACUCCAACUUUGAACAUUGCAAAGUGUUGAUCAAGAAUUUACAGAAGAAGAUAGCAAAGCAUGGGGUCAAGUUGGCUAUCCCAGGGCUAGAGACCGUAAAGGCCACGGAACAGACAGAACCCAGACAGAAGGGUCUUGUGCACAUACUUGCUGAAAUCUGCCGCCUGGAGUUAAAUGGAAACCUGUAUUCAGAGCUACAACAGGUUGUGACUCGAGAGAAGCAGCAUCUUCUAGAAGAUCCUCUUCUUAAUGGCCUACUGGAUUUUGCUGAACUGAAAACCUGUGUAGAUGUAGCACUGGAGAACAUCACUGGCUAUAGGAUGAAGAUAGUAGAGGCUCUGGCAGGAGAUGGGCACUUGUACUCACGGGUUACAAGCAUCUUAAACACUCAGCCUAUGCUGCAACUAGACUAUACGGCCACCGAUCGGACAUCAGCAAUCCUGGCAUCAAAGGAAAGUCAACUGCAAGAAAUUGGGGUUUCUACUGACCAGUGGGACCCUUCCAGUCCUCCUCCUGGAAGUCUGGUGAAAGCAAAUCUCCUGGUUUGCAAUUGCGCACUGAACCUGUUCACGAAUCCAGAAGAAGUACUCUCCAACAUGGCAGCUACUGUGAAAGAGGGUGGCUUUAUCUUGUUGCAUACUCUUCUGAAAGGAGAAACCUUGGGAGAAAUAGUUGGAUUCCUCACAUCUCCAGAGCUGGAAGAGAAAACAGGUCUCCUGACUCAGGUGGAGUGGCAGGAUUUAUUUAGCAAGGCCAGUUUGAAUUUGGUAGCUAUGAAAAGAUCAUCCUUUGGUGCAGCCAUCUUCUUAUGCCGUCGACCACUUCCUGCCAACAAGCCCAUUUUCCUGCCUGUGGAUGAAACUGAUUACAAAUGGGUGGAACCUUUGAAGGAAAUGCUUGCAGAGUCUUCUGAGCAGCCCGUGUGGCUCACUGCUACCAGCUGUGGAACUUCAGGAGUUGUGGGCAUGGUGAACUGUCUACGCCAAGAACCUGGGGGCCACAAGAUCAGGUGCCUUUUUGUUUCAAACCUGAGCGCUACUUCCCCUAAUCCCCCCAUCAGCCCUUCUGCCAAGGAGAUGCAAACAAUUCUGCAGAAUGACCUGGUGAUGAAUGUUCAUCGUGAUGGAAAGUGGGGCUCUUUCAGACAUCUUCCAUUAAAACAAGCUCAGCCUCAAGAACUGACUGAAUAUGCAUAUGUGAAUGUAUUGACCCGUGGGGAUCUUUCCUCCCUUUGCUGGAUUACUUCUCCAUUGCGUCAUUUCUACACAGCCAAUCCAAAUAUUCAGCUUUGCAAAGUCUAUUAUGCAUCUCUCAACUUCCGUGACAUUAUGCUGGCUACAGGAAAACUAUCCCCAGAUGCCAUCCCAGGAAACUGGGCACUGCAGCAGUGCAUGUUGGGAAUGGAAUUCUCGGGCCGUGACCCUACAGGAAAAAGAGUGAUGGGACUGCUGCCAGCUAAAGGGUUAGCCACAGUGGUAGACUCUGAAAAGAGGUUCCUUUGGGAAGUGCCACAAAACUGGACUCUGCAAGAAGCAGCCUCUGUACCCGUGGUCUAUGCCACUGCUUACUAUUCUUUGGUGGUUCGAGGGGGUAUGAAGAAAGGCGAGUCUGUGCUCAUUCAUUCAGGCUCAGGCGGUGUGGGCCAAGCAGCCAUUGCUAUUGCCCUAAGCAUGGGCUGCCGGGUCUUCACUACUGUAGGUUCUAAAGAGAAGCGUGAAUAUCUCCAAAAAAGAUUCCCCCAACUGGAUGCAAACAGCUUUGCCAGUUCUAGAAAUACCUCCUUUGAACAACAUGUGCUGCAAAUCACUAAUGGCAGAGGUGUUGACCUGGUGUUGAACUCCUUGUCAGAAGAGAAGCUCCAGGCCAGUCUGCGUUGCCUGGCUCGACAUGGGCGCUUCCUGGAAAUAGGAAAAUAUGACCUAUCCAACAACACACCCCUUGGAAUGGCCCUUUUCCUGAAGAACGUGGCUUUCCAUGGGAUCCUCUUAGAUGCCAUUUUUGAAGAAGGAAACAAUGAGUGGGAAAUUGUGUCAGACUUGUUGAAGAAUGGCAUAAAAGACGGUGUAGUAAAACCUCUGAAGACUACUGUUUUCAAAAGAGAAGAGGUAGAAGCCGCUUUCAGAUAUAUGGCCCAAGGAAAGCACAUUGGAAAAGUUGUGAUUGAGGUCCAAGAAGAAGAAAAGCAAAACCCCACCAAGGAAGCUAAAGAAACCCAGAUUCUUGCCAUCUCUCGAACUUCUUGCCCACCAAAUAAAUCAUAUAUCAUCACAGGAGGCCUGGGUGGAUUUGGGUUGGAACUGGCUCAAUGGCUGGUGGAAAGAGGAGCAAAAAAGUUGGUGCUGACAUCUCGUUCUGGCAUUCGAACAGGUUACCAGGCUAAAAGGGUUCAAGAGUGGAAACAUCUUGGAAUCAAAGUUCUUGUCUCAACCACUGAUGUUGCUACCUUGGAGGGAGCACAACACUUAAUAGAAGAAGCCUCUCAGCUUGGGCCAGUUGGGGGCAUCUUCAACUUGGCUAUGGUCUUGAAGGAUGCUAUGCUGGAAAACCAGACUCCAGAGCUUUUCUGUGAAGUCAACAAACCCAAGUAUUCAGGCACCCUUAAUCUUGACCAAGUAACCCGUCAAAAGUGUCCUGAACUGGACCAUUUCGUAGUCUUUUCCUCAGUAAGCUGUGGAAGAGGUAACGCUGGGCAGAGUAACUAUGGGUUUGCCAAUUCUACCAUGGAGCGCAUCUGUGAACAGCGACAGCACGAUGGACUCCCAGGCCUAGCUGUACAAUGGGGGGCUGUUGGUGAUGUGGGCGUCGUCUUGGAAACCAUGGGCAGUAAUGACACUGUGGUUGGAGGAACUCUACCCCAGCGGAUCAGCUCAUGUCUAGACGUUCUGGAUCAUUUUCUCAAUCAGCCUCACCCUGUCAUGUCCAGUUUCGUUUUGGCAGAAAAGGUGUUGACAAAAAGUGAUGGGGGCAACCAGAAGGACCUUGUGGAAGCAGUUGCUCACAUUCUUGGGGUCCGUGAUGUGAAUAGCCUGAAUGCUGACACUAGCCUGGCCGACCUGGGUUUGGAUUCCUUGAUGGGGGUAGAAGUACGUCAGACCCUGGAAAGGGACUAUGACCUCGUCAUGACAAUGAGAGAUGUCAGAGCACUUACCAUUAACAAGCUGCGGGAAUUUUCUUCCAGAUCCAGCUCCUCAGACACAUCUUCCCAAGAGUCGAAAGGUAAUCAGUCGGAGCAGCCCAAAGUGGACUUCAGUGUACUCUUGGUUAAUCCAGAUGGGCCCACUAUUGUACAGCUGAACGAUGUGAGGAGUAUGGAGCCUGCUCUUUUCCUCAUUCACCCCCUUGAGGGAUCUGUUACAGUCUUCAAUACUCUGGCCUCUAAGCUCCACACGCCAGUCUAUGGACUUCAGUUCACCAAAGAUGCUCCCCUGGACAGCAUACAGAGCCUGGCAUCCUAUUACAUUGACUGUAUCAAGCAGGUACAGCCAGAAGGCCCCUACCGUAUUUCUGGAUACUCCUUUGGUGCCUGUGUCGCCUUCGAAAUGUGUUGUCAGCUCCAAGCUCAACAGAAUCCCUCCCAUUUGCCUAACAGCCUCAUCUUGCUGGAUGGCUCUCAUUCCUAUGUCGCAGCACACACACAGAGCUACAGGGCCAAGCUAACUCCAGGAAAUGAGGCAGAAGCAGAGACUGAAGCAUUGUGCGCCUUUGUGCAGCUGUUCACUGGCAUGGAGUACAAUAAGUUGCUGGAGGUUCUCCUGCCUCUGCCAAAUCUGGAAGCUCGUGUGAGAGCCGCUGUGGACCUCAUAACCCAGAAUCACAAAGGCAUCAGCUGUGAGGCCCUCACCUUUGCUGCUACUUCCUUUUACCACAAACUGAAGGCUGCAGACAAGUAUUUACCAGAGUGCAAGUAUCACGGCAAUGUGACGCUACUGAAAGCAAAGACCUGUAAUGAAUUUGGAGAAGGUCUCGGAGGGGACUACAAACUUUCAGAGGUCUGUGAUGGGAAAGUAUUUGUCCAUGUUGUUGAAGGGGACCAUCGCACCAUCCUGGAAGGAGAGGGUGUUGAGUCAAUGACUGGAAUCAUUCACAGCUCACUAGCAGAACCUCGGGAUAGCGUUCGAGAGGGCUAGAUAAAUUCAUAAACUCUCCUGGGGUGGCUGGAGAGAAUUCAGACCCAAUGACAGCCCUAAGGAACUCUUCCUGCAGUCCAAAGUAUCAUCUGCUCUGCAGCCACAUCUAAGAAACUCUACUGACCAGCACCCACCUACCCCAUUCAGUACAGUGACAUUAUUUUUGCACUGUUGCAAGGAUAUAUGCCGGUGGUAACCAUUCACACCCUUUGUCAGUGUGACAAAGAAAAUUACAAGCAGACAUGUCUCUUUGUGUGUGUGUGCGUGUGUAUGUAUGUAUGUUGUGUUAUGUAUUUUAUUGUAUUGUUCUGUAGAAGGUAUUCCAAAGGCUAAGUGAAACUAACCAAGCCUAGUGAGCAUGGAGGGAAGCUACAACUGAUUUUGGAGACACUUCUGUCUGUGAAGAGUCAGUGUGUAGCAGUAUCAGUAAGUUACGUCUGUUGAGGUUUUUGGAAUUAUGUUUUUUUAAUUUGAACUCUUCUAGAUAUUUAUUGCAUUGUUAACUUUCCCUUUUAAUAUGUCACUGACUAAAUGAUAGGGACAAAAUACUCCAUUGUGGAGAAUUCUUUUUUUGCCCAUGUCAGCUGGUUGCUUAAUUUCUAUUUUACAAAAUUUAAAUCCAAAUUCAUAUUCAAAGCCAUGUGGUCAUUUAGCUUGGAGGACAGCUUCCAGAGACAAGCAAGUCCUUCCUCCUCAGAGGGUGAGACAGCAUCUGCUAAGUUGCCAGUCCUUGACUCAGAGCUUUUUGGAAAGGACUGGUCAUUCUUAACAGGUAUCAUGCGAGCUUCUUAGCAGAAGCUGGAGGUAAAAAUAAAUACCUUCUGCAUGCAUCUGGGGGGGGUGCAGCUCCCUGGCCUCAAUAUCAUCCUUUUCCCCAAAUGCUUUUAAUCCAGUUUCUUCAUUUCCCUAUUUGCAUCUUGAAGAAUUAACUGUGAUUCAGAUUUCUUUCUGAUACAAACCUGAUUUGAUCUUUCCAUAGCUGAGCUGUUUCUUCCCCUUCCAAAAUAAUAAUAACAACAACAACAACAACAACAACAACAACAACAACAACAACAACAACAACAACAACAACAACAACAACAACAACACUCUGUAACACUAAUAUCUACCUAAAGCUCCUGUCUAAAAACAAAACAAAACAACAACAAAAAUUAGAGUCUGGUUGAAAAAAAACACCUCUUGCCUCUUUUGCAUUAUA
Molecule: messenger RNA, 9210 nt
Organism: Pogona vitticeps (central bearded dragon)
Lineage: Eukaryota; Metazoa; Chordata; Lepidosauria; Squamata; Agamidae
Gene: FASN
Product: fatty acid synthase
Biological process (GO): fatty acid biosynthetic process
Cellular component (GO): cytoplasm
Molecular function (GO): phosphopantetheine binding; 3-oxoacyl-[acyl-carrier-protein] synthase activity; oxidoreductase activity
Source: RefSeq, a predicted model, not a curated record